Messenger RNA from Nicotiana tabacum (common tobacco), 2109 nucleotides. The record is from RefSeq and is a predicted model, not a curated record. Lineage: Eukaryota; Viridiplantae; Streptophyta; Magnoliopsida; Solanales; Solanaceae.
CCCGGCAGCAAUUCUUGAAUUCAAAAUUUGAGUAAAGCAAGCAAACAACAAGGAGACGCCAAUUAGCCAUGGAUUUGGAUGAUUGGGAAUUGAGCGUAGAGGAACUGGACAAUCUCGAAAGAGAUGCCCUAAAACAAAUAGCUGAGCGCAACGCAUCUUCUUCUGCUGCUACUACUAGUGCCGCGUCUCUGCAAUCUACACUCCCUUCUGCUUUUCCAGCUACAUAUAAAAGAGAAGAAUCGUCAUCUGCUGCACCUACAAUAAAGCCUUCAUCAGGGGAAGAUAAGGUCUCUGGAAAAAGCUCUGCUGGAAAUUCUGGGCCUCAUGAUGCCAAUCAUGUGAAACAGCUAAAAGAAAAGCGCUAUGUUAAAUUUUUCCUUCAUGCAAGUGGAAAUAUUGCAGCAAAGUUUUCAUAUGACCAGAUACUUGUUGAAGCUUGCCGUAAAAUCCCUAAAGCCAGUUGGAGUGCUAAAGAGAGGUUAUGGAUGUUUCCUUUGUCAUCGUUGUCCAUAGCAGAAAAAGUUCUUCGUGAAAUUUCAGGCUCCAAUUUGGAGUUGGAGAAUUUAGAUCCUCUGGUACAAUGUGCCGUUGCUGCUGCUUCUACGAUGCCUGACCUUCGAGAUCAUUAUGAAUUUAUUCCAAAUAAUAUUGAAUCAAAGCUGAUGCCUUUUCAGCGUGAAGGGGUCAGAUUUGCAUUACAGCAUGGAGGGCGUAUCCUAUUGGCCGAUGAGAUGGGACUUGGAAAGACUCUUCAGGCUAUCGCUGUGGUUUCAUGCAUCCGCGAAUCAUGGCCAGUUCUUGUUCUUGCUCCAUCUUCCUUACGGCUUCACUGGGCUUCUAUGAUUCAACAGUGGCUGGAUAUUCCAUCAUCGGAAAUACUUGUGGUUUUAUCUCAAUGGGGUGGUUCAAAUAAGGCAGGAUUUAAAAUAGUGCCUUCAAACACUAAGAAGUCCGUUCACCUUGAUGGUGUGUUCAACAUAGUAUCGUACGACAUAGUCCCUAAGCUUCAAGAUCCACUUAUGGCAUCAACUUUUAAGGUUGUUAUUGCAGAUGAAUCACACUUCUUGAAAAAUGCCCAAGCAAAAAGAACCGGUGCUUCACUUCCCUUAUUACAGAAAGCUCAGUAUGUGAUAUUGCUCAGUGGAACUCCUGCUUUAUCAAGGCCAAUUGAACUAUUCAAACAGCUGGAGGCCUUGUAUCCUAAUGUAUAUAAGAAUGUGCAUGAAUAUGGCAACCGCUAUUGCAAGGGUGGCAUCUUUGGAGUUUAUCAAGGUGCAAGUAAUCACGAAGAGCUGCACAGUCUAAUGAAAGCAACGCUGAUGAUUCGGCGACUGAAAAAAGAUGUUCUUUCUGAGCUCCCUCAGAAGCGGAGGCAACAAGUUUUCCUAGACUUGGGGGAGAAGGAGAUGAGACAUGUUAAUAGUCUAUUUCGUGAGUUGGAGGUCAUUAAGGGGAAACAUAAAUUAGCUCAGUCCGAGGAGGAGGCUAAAUCUCUUAAGUUUGCAGAGAAGAGCCUCAUCACUAAGGUAAGUAGACCACAAAUAAAUUAGGAGUUUAUAAGAGAAAUUUGCAGUUAGAACUCAAGUCAAAUUGGGGGACGGCAACAAUAUUCUGUUCUGGUAUGACGCGCUGCUUGGGGCACACACCUAAGUGUUUUUGUGUAAAAUGAGCGGUGUGAUUGAUGUAGAAAGCAUAAUGAGCUUCCUCAGUCUCCUAGAGUAAUAGGAGCUGAGUUUUUGUGACCUUGUUGUCAAAUCCAUGCACAAUUGUCCUAUAAAAAAGUGACAACUACUAAAAGGUAAUGCUAGAAGAACAGACCAUCCAAGAAAAUAAUGGUAAAACCACCUAAGAAUUAUCUGCGGUCUCAAAGAUCUUCAUAGUAUCUGGUACAUAGAAAGUGUUGUUUGAAAAAAAUUCAUGUUCAUGUUGGCUAAGUUUUAUUUGAUCAACUGGAAUACCCACAGAUUAAUACAAUAUGAGCUGAAUUGCUGUUGGCCCGAUAGGAUAGAAUAAUGCGCAUGAAACUUUUAUUUGGAGAAGUAAAUGUUAUAGUUUACAGAGAGCAUGUACUGGAAUAAACCUGAAAACCUUCCAUUAGUAUUAAAUUAC